AUGUCGCUCAAUUGUUCACUCGAAACCAAUUUAAUCGAUUCGCGGACAGUUUCGAUUAAGUACAUCGUAGGCGGAUGGCUAACAUUGAUCUUUUGUAUGUCUGGUAUUGUUACUAAUAUUUUUACAGUUGUCGUUCUGUUACAUCCACGCAUGAGAAACAGUUCGACACAUGUAUAUUUAUUAGCAUUAUCCAUAUGCAAUAUUUUUCUACUCGUUGGCUUAACAAUAAACUAUUCAGUGAAAUCGAUUGCAUCGUAUCCUGCACUACUGUCAUAUCUGCAUCGACCAGAUGCGAUCAACCGAAAUGCAUUACUAGCUAAUAAUUAUGAACAAUUCUAUGCUCGCGUGGCACCAUAUACGACUCCACUACUUUCCAUGCUAUUACUUUGCAGCACUUACUUAACUGUGCUUGUAAGCGGUGAUCGAUACUUUCUUAUUUGUUGGCCAUUACUUGCUGAAAAGAUUCGUACACGGAAAAUCGCUCUGCUUUUAGUCUUGCUCGUUUUUGUACUCGUCAACAUCUAUAUAAUUCCGCACUGGUUUGAAUAUCGUACCACAAAGCGAACCGAACAACGGUCGGGAAUGGCCGCGAACUCAACGUCGAAUAAAAGCGAAGUGGAUGUGUUAGCCGAAUUGACCUAUACACCUUUAGGUUUGAAUACGAUUUACUUAGCAAUUUAUCGGUUUUAUUUAAACGUUCCAAUAACAUUUGUUAUUCCAUUCACAUUACUAACUCUCUGCAAUGGCAGUAUGAUUCAUCAAUUGCUGUUGAUCAAAAAGAAGAAGAAACGUCUUGGUCAUCGCAUGAAAGCAGAUAUUCGCAUCACCAUUAUGUUAAUUGUGAUCGUCUUGACAUUUAUGCUAUGCCGUUCAAUGAAUUUAUUCGUCAAUUUACUUGUACAAUUAUCACCAUGUUUGAAUACAAAUUCGUUACAUCGCUUUAAUGCAUUUGCUAAUUUGUUAGUUGCCUUCAAUGGUUUUGUUAACUUUUUUCUAUUCGCUGCAUUUGGUCAACGCUUUCGUGAAAUGGUUUUAUACAUAUUCUUCCGUCACGGCCAAUAUCCAUUUCCAGCACAACACGAUGGAAUGAGCACACAUCGAUGUCAUCCUGUCGGUGUGCCGGCAUCCGCCGACAUGUUACGACGACAAUCAAGACGACUUUCAGUCACUGACAACGACGCUUGGGCAGCCAUGGCACGGCGACGUUCGUCCGCAUCGAUGGCUGUUUUGUAUAGUUCAUCUGAGAUGCGAGCGCGAACAUUAUCAAAUUCUUCGUAUUUACAUAGUCCAACAACGGUGCAAGGGAUGAAAACUUCAACUGCCGAUACUAUUCACUCACCUCUCCUCAGUUCCUUCAAUCAUAAAUUAACUGUUUCUCACCCUCACCAUUAUCAGAGCAGUUCCAGUCCAACUUCAACGAAUACAAAAUCAGUUAGCAAUGAAACACCGACACCGCUUCAUGUCACAUUUGUUUAA
Molecule: messenger RNA, 1476 nt
Organism: Adineta ricciae
Lineage: Eukaryota; Metazoa; Rotifera; Eurotatoria; Adinetida; Adinetidae
Source: the annotation of a GenBank genome assembly